CCCUUCCAGCUCUCUAUCCUCCAUCGAUCUCCUCUCCACUCGUUGCCCUUCCUUCUCUUCCCCCCUUCUUUCUCCCUCUCUUUCGCAGCAGCAGCAGCAGCAGCAAUGAGCUACACACCGCCGCCGCCUCAAGGGUAUCCAUCCAAGGACGGUCAUCCACCUCCCGGCUAUGCUCAGGGCUAUUCGGCCCAGGGGUAUCCUCCGUCAGGAUAUCCUCCUCCGAGUUAUGGGCCGCCUCCCGGGUACCCUCCACAAGGGUAUGCCCCUUACCCUCCGCCGCAGUACGUUCAAGCGCCGCCUCCUCAACGGCCGACCACCGGCUCUUCCUUCUGCGAAGGAUGUUUGGCUGCUCUUUGCUGCUGUUGUCUGUUAGACACCUUCUUCUAAUUCUAUGAAAGCUUAAUUAAGCUGUGGGAAGGAGCAAGCUAAUGGAGUCUCACCUAUGAGCUUUUAUUUAUGCAUCCCUAGUUUUUUCUUAGGAGGAAGAAAUCAAAGGUCUUUGUUAUCUUUAUUUUUCUUUAUUUUAUUAUUUCUUAUGGAUAUGAAAUUUGGGUUCUGAUUGUAUCCGAAUUUAAUCCUUUUUUUUUAAAAUUUUAUUUAGUAGUAUGUUUAUGUA
Molecule: messenger RNA, 616 nt
Organism: Dioscorea cayenensis subsp. rotundata (Guinea yam)
Lineage: Eukaryota; Viridiplantae; Streptophyta; Magnoliopsida; Dioscoreales; Dioscoreaceae
Product: cysteine-rich and transmembrane domain-containing protein WIH2-like
Exons: 3
Coding region: 106-387 (93 amino acids)
Source: RefSeq, a predicted model, not a curated record